UUGAACACUCUUGCAAAGCAUUCUAUCGAAACCAUGUCUCUUUGUGGGAAACUUGUGAGUGAAUUACCAAUAAAUGCAUCAGCAGAAAAAUGCUACAAAAUCUUCAAAGAUAAUUGUAAGCAUAUGCCUAAUAUUACACCAAAAUUCAUUCAACAAGUUGAUGUUCAUGAUGGUGAUUGGGACACUCAUGGUCAUGGCUCUAUCAAAAUUUGGAACUACUUUGCCGAUGGUAAACCAGAAGUUUUGAAAGAGCAGGUGGAAUAUGAUGAUGCGAAACUAAAAAUAACCCUGCGUGGAAUAGAAGGAAGUCCAUUCCGGGACUAUAAAUUUUUCAAACCAAUUUUUCAAUAUGUACCAAAAAGUGAUAAUCCCAACCAUUGCUUGGCCAUUCUAACAAUAGAAUAUGAGAAACUCAAUGACAGCUCUCCUUAUCCAUACAAAUACAUCGAGAUCAUGAAUGGCAUUACCAAGGACAUGGAAUCUAACCCAAGCUUUUGAUUCAUAUGAGCUUCAUAAUAAGUACUCAUCUAUAUGGAAUAAUCACAUUAAUAUCCUUAGUAUUAUGUCACUCUAUAUAUGGUGUAUUUAUGUAUUUUAAUCACACAUGUACCAUUAAAUAAUUGUCAUCUACUUGAAAACUUGAUGAAGCUCGGUUGUUAUUAUAUAUUACUUUUAAAUAUCUAUCUAUAUAUAUAUAUAUAUGAUAAUAUAUGUGUUGUCAACA
Molecule: messenger RNA, 724 nt
Organism: Cucumis melo (muskmelon)
Lineage: Eukaryota; Viridiplantae; Streptophyta; Magnoliopsida; Cucurbitales; Cucurbitaceae
Product: MLP-like protein 328
Exons: 2
Coding region: 34-498 (154 amino acids)
Biological process (GO): defense response
Source: RefSeq, a predicted model, not a curated record